AUGAAUUCCAACUGGUUUUCUCAGUGGAAUGAGAGGCAACAUGAAGACGAGCAAGAUGAUGAAGAACAUGAAGAAUAUGAUGCGCAGAGGCGAAGAAAUACAACACAACUUAUGGCAGAAGCAGUUAGCUGGUUGGCUACUAACCCACUCCAUCAACAACUGCAAUGGGGAGGUUAUGUUUCAGGCCUCGCUACCCGUCACCGAUCACGUGAGGUUCGCUUGAUUGUAUGCAUUGGCAGUGGAAAAAUUGUCCAGUGGGAUGACAAGAAUGACAUCAUUGUUCUUGGACGUUCACCAUUAUUUGAUGCUGUAACAGCAGGUGAGGCACCACAAUUUAAUUACCAUGUCAACGAGACUCCUUAUGAGUUUGGGUACUACCUUGCUGAUGGCAUCUACCCUAAGUGGGUGACACUUGUGCAAUCAAUCAAACAUCCUGAGAAUGAUGCAGAAGUGUAUUUUUCCAUCAAGCAGGAGGCGUAUCGCAAGGAUGUCGAAAGAGCAUUUGGGAUUCUGCAAGCACGAUUUGCAAUUAUUAGGCAACUUGCAAGAGGUUGGGAGCGAGAAUCAUUAUCGAUAAUCAUGUUGGCUUGCAUAAUACUUCAUAACAUGAUUGUUGAGGAUGAACGAGAUGACUACUACAAUGGUGAGUCCGACGAUGAUGAUCCAAAUCCAAAUAGGUCAAGGAGAGCUCGGGCAAGAAUAUAUGAUGGCCCAAAUUUGCCGCGUAAUCUAAGAACCGGACAUAUCACAAUGACUGAAUACAUGUCUCGUUACCGAAGGAUACGCUCUCAUGUUGGAAAUAAUAAUCUACGAAAUAACCUUAUCCAACAUGUUUGGUCAAAUAGACGAUGCUAG
Messenger RNA from Rosa chinensis, 855 nucleotides. RefSeq lists its product as uncharacterized. The record is from RefSeq and is a predicted model, not a curated record. The coding region runs from base 1 to 855 and encodes 284 amino acids. The transcript has 3 exons. Lineage: Eukaryota; Viridiplantae; Streptophyta; Magnoliopsida; Rosales; Rosaceae.